Molecule: messenger RNA, 275 nt
Organism: Staurois parvus
Lineage: Eukaryota; Metazoa; Chordata; Amphibia; Anura; Ranidae
Source: the annotation of a GenBank genome assembly
UGCUUUACUGCAUAUACAGACCAGGGGCGGACUGACCAUUUGGAAACUCGGGCCCUGCCCGAGGGCCCGAGGUCAGCAGGGGGCCACAUGAGAUGCCCCUGGUACCUUUUUCAUAGGCUUUUUUGAGUUUGGGCAAGGACACAGGGGCCCCAUGAUCCCCUAUUGCCCGGGGGACCCAUGAGUUGUCAGUCCGCCCCUGAUACAGACUGCUUUUUAUGUUUGGGUUUAGUAACACUUUAAGGAUCCCCCCAGCUCCCCCUUACUCUUACCUGAGC